Lathyrus oleraceus (garden pea) is the source of this 960-nucleotide messenger RNA. RefSeq lists its product as uncharacterized. The transcript has a single exon. The record is from RefSeq and is a predicted model, not a curated record. NCBI's taxonomy places the organism in Eukaryota, Viridiplantae, Streptophyta, Magnoliopsida, Fabales, Fabaceae. Bases 1 to 960 code for a protein of 319 amino acids.
AUGUUUCGAGGUUCCGAAUCGGAGUUUCAUCUCGCUCUUGCCGUCUCCAAUAUUAUGAAUCACAUUCCUAUUAUUCUUGAGAUGGAAAAAGAUCAAUAUGGUACUUGGGCCGAGCUUUUCCGCAUCCAUACUCACUCACAUCGAAUCCUGCAUCACACUGUUCCAUCUAUCGGAAAAGAGCCACCAGUCAUUACCGACGCCAACCAUGAACAAGGGUCCACUCUUGAUGCCACCAUUCUUCAGUGGAUUUAUUCCACUAUUUCUACCGAUUUGCUGACCUCUAUUCUGGAACCCAACUCCACUACAAUUGAAGCAUGGAAUCGCUUGGAAGAUAUUUUUCAGGAUAACCAAAAUACUCGAGCUAUCACUCUUGAGCAAGAGUUUUCUAACACUCAUAUUGAGGAUUUUCCCAAUGUCUCUACUUACUGUCAGCGUCUUAAGAUGCUUUCUGAUCAGUUGAGAAAUGUCGGAUCCCCUGUCAACAAUCAUCGUCUGGUCCUUCAGCUGAUCUCUGGUCUCCCAGAAGCUUACCGUAGUGUUGCUACUUUGAUUCGCCAUAGCAACCCUCUUCCGACAUUCUAUCAGGCUUGUUCCAUGCUCACUUUGGAAGAAGCAAGUAUGACUAAGAUGGAAAACAGGGGCUCUCAUGUUGCUAUGCACACCACUCAGCCGAAACCUACUAAAGACACCUCUCAACGUGGAAACCGCCGCCCCAGCAACCGUUCUCGCUCCCGUGGCAACCAGGGUCGCGGAGGGGACGUCGUAACCGCAGUGCACCUCAAUCUGGAGCUCCCAGCACUCCCUCACCUUGGUCUGCUCCUCCUUGGCAACAGUAACAGCAGUACCCAACAUGGCAACCAUGGGGUUGGACUCCACCACCGUGGACUAUGCCACUGUGUCUGUAUCCCACCUCUCAGUGGACACGCCCUGCCGGUCCUCCUAAGCAGCCGAGCAUUCUAG